Molecule: messenger RNA, 1469 nt
Organism: Pomacea canaliculata
Lineage: Eukaryota; Metazoa; Mollusca; Gastropoda; Architaenioglossa; Ampullariidae
Product: deoxyribonuclease gamma-like
Exons: 8
Coding region: 257-1090 (277 amino acids)
Biological process (GO): DNA catabolic process
Cellular component (GO): nucleus
Molecular function (GO): DNA nuclease activity
Source: RefSeq, a predicted model, not a curated record
GGGGGUGAAGGAGGUCCCACCUUCAUUUCUGCCCGAUUCCUAUUCUUUGACACCACAGAUUACCUUUAUCGGGGCAGGAUUAGAGUGACGCUAUCUGGAUGCUAUUAUGUUUAAUAAGCCUUUUUAGCUGUAUGCAAAGCCUUUAGCAUCUAUUGUGACCCUGCACCAGCUGACCGACCUCACCAAAGCACCCAGCUGACCGGCAUCACCAAAUCACCAGCUCUUUUCAUCAGCUGAUCAGCACCAUAGCUCAGUCAUGCUUCGAAAGCUCGCACUCCUUGGAUCCGCCCUUGUGCUGUUAAUCAUAUUGCAAUCCACAGAGUCUACACUGACGAUUGGUUCAUUCGAUAUUGAUCAUCUCAACAAUCAAAAGGCCUCAAAUGCGAAAAUCGUCAGUCAAAUUGUGAAGGUUCUGCGUGGCUUUGACAUUGCCGUUAUCUUGGACGUGAGGACGGCUGAUGCCAUCAAUGUUGUCCUUCAGGCUUUGAACAAACACGAUGGGCCCUACAGCCUGAAGCUCAGUUCCCUCUCUGGAAGAUCGAAUCACGAAGAACAUGUGGCAAUUCUGUACAGAAACGACAAAUUGUCUGCCCCGCAAGUCCGAGCGUUUCCCGACGUUAAUAACAAGUUUGAGUGCGAUCCUUAUGCCGUGUUGUUUCACACCACACACUCCGUUGUCAGCAGCUUUGUCGUUGUGGGAGUUCACUUGAGGCCCAAAAAAACCUUGGAGGAGAUGAACAACCUGGUGAAGGUAUAUGACGACAUGGCCGCGGCACUUCACACACAGAACGUCCUGUUUGCGGGAGACUUCAAAGCCGACUGCACGCACAUGACAGAAGCUCAGUUUAAGAACUCCUCACUUGUCACAGACCAUCGCUUCACUUUCCUCAUCGACAUGAAUGUCGACACCACGGCCAGCGACAACACCAACUGCGCCUACGACAGGUUUGUGGUGGCCGGAAGGGAGCUGACAGCAGCCGUGGUUCAGGGCAGUGCGCGGGUCAUCAACCUCUCCAAAGCCCUACACCUGACCACCGAUGAGGCUGAGGCAGUCAGCGAUCACUACCCCAUUGAGAUGAAAAUACAUUAGAACAUUUAGCUCCUCCAUCAAGCUUCGCUGUGUCAUGUGACAGCAAACACGAUCCCCCAUGAGUCAUCAAGUUGCGACAAACACCAGAAACCAGAACGCUCCCUGAAAUUAAAGUGUUUUGUCUCCGACGUCUUAACUGUUUUUUUGUUUGUAAAGCAUUUUAAGCACAACUUUUCCCAUUCCUUGCCCACGUCGGCUACAAGGUGUCCACCAACCCCUUGAAGAAACAAAUGACAUUUCAGCCAACCCUAUUUUUGCACAAUGAUGCUCCUCUAUUUCCUAUUUUUGUUUUUCGAAAACACCUUUGUGAAGCUUUCAGUCUCUAAUUCUCUUUACUGAUGACAACAGCGCACUGGGACAAUAUUCGAGAAUGUAGUUA